AUGACAACAAACAAUCGUGGAAAUCUUCAUUCAUCGGAUUUUUUCACUCGAAUUCUUCUUCAAUCAGGCCAAUAUACAUCACCACCAACACUUGAGUCUGAUGCAGAAAAAUUGCUUGUUCAUUUCGCGACUCUAUUUGCUCAACAAUUAGUUUCCAAAUCAUCUCUUGCUGCGACUGCAAGACGUACUCCAAAACCGACUCCUAUUAAUCUUAAUGAUGUUAAUUUUGUUCUCAAGCACCAAUGGCCUGUCUAUGAUUCAUCCUCAUACAAUCAAACAUUGAAAAAGAGUGAAUAA
Adineta ricciae is the source of this 297-nucleotide messenger RNA. Lineage: Eukaryota; Metazoa; Rotifera; Eurotatoria; Adinetida; Adinetidae. The record is from the annotation of a GenBank genome assembly.